CGCCACGUCGGCUGCUCGUGUCAAGUUGUCAAGAAUUCGUUGUUUGCUCUUUGCUGGUAGUUAAUGUUUAUAAUUUCAUAUUUCAUCGGUGUUUAUUUCUAUGUGUUUAGGAAGACUUUUAUGCAAUUUAUUAAUACAAUUAUAUGUUCUAAUCAAAGAUGAGGCUUGACUUUACUUUGAUUUAAUAUCGAUUUAUUUUCAGUAUAAACCAUUGCUUGGUUAAAUUGUUCAGCGUUGAAAAUUGUUAUCAAUGUGUUGGAAAUUUCAAGUUGACGUGUAAUGUUUUAUUUUUCAAUCUUCUAAAUAAAAUUUCAGUUAUUAGAAAUAAUAAGCAUGGAGUAUUUCAAAUCUGGCCUUAAAUCUGUUUUGGGUGCUCCUCAACCUGGUGACCAGCCGUCUGGAGCAGACACGGUAGAGCGACUGGUAGACAGAGUGUUGUCGUCAACACUUUUGGAUGACAGAAGAGAUGCUUGCAGGGCGCUGAAAGCCCUCUCCAGGAAGUACAGGGUGGUUGUCGGUGCUCACGGCAUGAAUGCACUCCGUCAAGUACUCGAAACCGAUCAUGGUGACUGUGAAAUAGUGGGCUAUGCUCUUGACACACUCUGCAACAUCACUUCUACUGAGGUUUUCGAGGAGGAAGAGAAUUCCGAAUCAGGGCAUGAGUCGCUGCAUGUUAGUGAACAGUUCACGGAGAUUUUCAUAAAACAGCCGGACAAUGUUGGUUUGGUUCUUGGCUUCCUUGAAGAAUUCGACUUCAGAGUGCGAUGGCCUGCUGUAAAACUCCUCACACAUCUUCUCAAUAAUAAACCAAAAGACAUACAAGAAAUAAUAUUAGUCAGUCCAAUGGGUGUUUCUAAACUGAUGGAUUUGCUUGGUGAUAGUCGUGAAGUAAUCAGGAAUGAUGCAUUGCUAUUACUGAUUCAACUAUCGAAAGGAAAUGCAAAUAUUCAGAAGAUUGUUGCCUUUGAGAAUGCCUUCGACAGACUAUUCGAUGUUAUAAGCGAGGAAGGAUACUCAGAUGGAGGCAUUGUAGUUGAAGACUGCUUGCUUCUCAUGUUGAAUCUUCUGCGCAACAACACUUCAAAUCAAAAUUUCUUCAAAGAAGGUAGUUAUAUCCAGAAAUUAGCUCCAAUGUUUGAGCUGCCUUCGGACAUCAAUGAAGAAGGAAUGUGGACUCGCAACAAGUCAUCAACGAUUCAUUGCGCUCUAAUGGUUGUACGCACACUGAUAUCGCCGAGCAACCCUGCACAAGUGAUCUCAUCAUGCCAGAGGGCUCUGAAGAAGGCUGGCAUAGUGGAGGCGAUGUCGGCAAUACUGAUGGCAAGUGGCGUCCCCGUCGACAUCCUCACUGAGACGAUAUGCGCCGUAGCUGAGUGCAUCAGAGGCAAUCCCACCAAUCAAGAAUAUUUCGCUUCUGUAGUGGCACCUUCAACUCCUCCUAGAGAAGCAAUAGUGGUUCUGCUGAUGUCGAUGGUGAAUGAAAAGCAGCCAUUCUCGCUGCGUUGUGCUGUGUUGUACUGCUUCCAAUGUUUCCUAUUCAAAAACGAAACAGGGCAAGGGCAGCUGGUGCAGACUCUUCUCCCGUCUUCCACCGAAGUUGGAAGUUUCACGUCGGGCCAGCUGCUGUGUGGCGGACUAUUCAGCCUCGACGCUCUGUCCAACUGGUUUUCGGCGGUGGCGCUGUCGCACAGUCUGGUCGAGAACCCGGCCCAAAGGGAGCAGCUGUUGAGGGUGCUUCUGGCUGCCACGCCCGGCGCUAAUACACCCAUAUCUCUGCUACACCAGGCCACGUUGCUGCUUCAACAGAAUAGCAAAGUGCAAAGCAAAUUGGGCUUGUUGAUGCUACUGAGCACCUGGCUGUCACAUUGUCCUGUGGCCGUCAAACAGUUUCUGGCAAUACCAUCCAGUAUAUCCUAUCUCACCGCACAGGCAGCUUCUACAGAGCGUGAUGAUAAUGAGGAACUUGUACAGGGUCUUUGUGCCUUUCUUAUAGGAAUCUGUGUCUACUUCAAUGAUGAAUCGUCUCCGUCAUUUUCAAAGGAGGAUCUUCGGCAGUUGAUAGCGAAACGUAUUGGCCUGGAGAUUUUCCUGGACAAACUGAGUGAGGUGUCGCGCCACGAGAACUACAGCACGGCCUUCAAGCAGCCUCAGCUGCGACCGCGCACCCCGAACGACCUUCUCCUCGAUCACGAGUUUUGUCGGCUGUUCAAAGCCCUUGAAGGCAUGAUAAUCAAAGCAGUCAAUGCGAAUGCUUCAAGCGGCAUUGCAAACGGCGGAAUGGAUUUGUCGUCUUCGGACAAUGCACUAGUGAUGCAGUACAAGGAUCUGAUCAGAGAGCAGGACAACAAACUCAGAGAACUGGAGCAAGAGAAUCAGGUGCUGCGGCACGAGAAUCGGACGCUCACUCAGCAGAAUGAACAGCUCAACAGUUCAAUGGCACAACUUCGCGAUCAAAAUAUGAUAUUAAGAGCACAGGUAAAUGCUGGUGGUCCCCAAGUUAACCAGCAAGAAAUAUCUCUUAUGGUAUCCGAAUUACAGACAGUCAAAGCCGAUUGUCAAAGGAAAGAUGCUGUUAUCCAAAAUCUGCUGGAAGAGCUACAUGCCCUUAAACUUUCCAAGAUGACUAUUACAAGUGAACAGAAUGGUCAAAUUAAUCAACCAGAGACAAAUGAAGAGACGUCCGGAAGAGAGGCCAAGCUGAAAUGGCUGCUAGAAAGAGAAACCGAAGAAAGACUGAGUGAGCUGAUAUCGAACAGCGACGAGUUGGAGCAGAUGAAGAAGGACCACGAUGAUUUGCUAGAGUUGCUGGCCGACCAGGACGUCAAGUUGUCAACCUACAAAGAUAGACUGAGAAAACUCGGCGAAAACGUCGAGGAUGAUGAAGAGGAAUGUGGAGAACCAACCGACAACACAAGUAACCCAAACUUGUUGCAAAGUUGAAACAUUGAGGCUAGCUGCUACUGACCUCAGCAAACUGAUUCAUCAUAGAUGAUGAGUAUCACCUACUAUCUAUAGACAUUAACAGCUCAGACUAUUCUACGAGAAUCAUGCUCUGUUAUGUGAAUAAGUGUUAACAAAGUCAACUCAAUUAGAAUAUGCUGUAGAUGUGUAUAUUGCUAGGCUAUUCAGUCAGAAGUUCGAACUGCAGAUCUGUAUUAUUGUGAUCAUUCAAUACUUCUGUUCAUUCCUAUAUUUAUCAUUGACCAGAACUCAAUAAUAUGCAAAUCUGCAUAUUGAUUUACUCAUAAAAAAAUUCACUUAAAUGGGCUACUUUUUUACAAAUUAAUAAAAACAAUAUGAAAACUUGUUGUACCCUUUAUAUUAUUAAAAACUUUGAAAUAUUUCAACGACUAGUUUCGACCAUAACUUAGGUAAUUUUCAAGUUGAAAUGUGGAAAAUGAAUUAUUUAGAAAAAUAAUAAAUUUUUUAUUAUGUGUUAUUUUCCUCAUUUCAACUUGAAAAUGACUUAAGUUAUUGUCGAUACUAGUCGUUGAAAUAUUUUAAAGUUUUUAAUAAUAAAGGGUACUACAAGUUUUCAUAUUGAUUUACUCAUAUACGAAAACUACUACCAAUUAAAUUAAUUGUUUUUAUUGAAGGAAAAUUCAGUCCUUGCUUUGCUUUUAGCAACCAGUUAUACAGUGCAAUGAUCUAUCCAUUGUGUAACUAUAUUGUUCAGUCUAAGUAUUAGAACAUUUAUAUGUUGUUGCUAUAUUAUUGUUGAAAUUACAAUGCUUAUCAAGCACAUUGCUGCACUGGCAUCAUACAAUUAUUACAGUUUUGAAUCAAAUUGUUUCAUUUAUAGUAAGUCAUUUUAGAUUCUAAAUUAUUAUGUUGUUUGAUUUGUUAUAAUUAUAAAGAUUUGAAAAAUUAACUGUUAAAUUGUUUGCAUGGUUUGAAUACAUAUGUUUUUAUAUUCAUGAA
Messenger RNA from Nilaparvata lugens (brown planthopper), 3921 nucleotides. RefSeq names its product general vesicular transport factor p115 (gene p115). Bases 334 to 2940 code for a protein of 868 amino acids. The record is from RefSeq and is a predicted model, not a curated record. Lineage: Eukaryota; Metazoa; Arthropoda; Insecta; Hemiptera; Delphacidae. Gene Ontology annotation, biological process: vesicle fusion with Golgi apparatus; transcytosis; endoplasmic reticulum to Golgi vesicle-mediated transport. Gene Ontology annotation, cellular component: ER to Golgi transport vesicle membrane; endoplasmic reticulum; cytoplasm. The transcript is spliced from 17 exons.